Messenger RNA from Alligator mississippiensis (American alligator), 2397 nucleotides. It is a transcript of the gene TDP1, whose product is annotated as tyrosyl-DNA phosphodiesterase 1. Gene Ontology annotation, biological process: single strand break repair; double-strand break repair. The record is from RefSeq and is a predicted model, not a curated record. The transcript has 16 exons. Gene Ontology annotation, molecular function: single-stranded DNA binding; double-stranded DNA binding; 3'-tyrosyl-DNA phosphodiesterase activity. Lineage: Eukaryota; Metazoa; Chordata; Crocodylia; Alligatoridae. The coding region runs from base 91 to 1923 and encodes 610 amino acids. Gene Ontology annotation, cellular component: nucleus.
CCCCUCGUAGGCCUAGCGAGUCGGGAGGGGGCGUGGCUGCCCGGAACCGGAAGUGGGAGCCCGGCUCCGCGCGGACGAGGGCUAAGGAAUAUGCUUCAAGAAAGUGAACAUGGGAAAUGGACGAUAUCCAGCAGUGACGAAAGCACAGAAGAAAACUCUGACCAUGAGAAGCCAUCUACAUCUGCAUUAUUACCAAAUGGGCAUGGCAAAAAUAGAGGACCACAGUACCCAUGUUCAGAAACCAGAAAAGUUGCUCACAAGAGAAAAGCUUCUCCUGCAAAAUUUACUGAGGGAAGUUUUCUUACUGAGGUAUCUCCAGCAAAAAAACAGAGAACUUCCCAAGAAGGCUUAGGCUGGUGUCUUUCAAGUAGUGAUGAAGAACCUGAACCUGAAAGUCAGCCAAAGGAUGUGAAAAAAGAAAUGGUCAAAGAGGAGAAAUAUGACAUGCCUGAAGACCAGCUUUCAUGUCUACGUAAAGAUAACAAUGCAUGCUCAAUGAGUCCCAAAUCAGAAGAGCAUCAUGAGGCAUCAGGUGAAGUAAAGGGCAUUUGGGAUUUGUUGAAUGGAAGAAAUCCUUUCAGAUUCUUCCUCACUAAAGUUAAAGGCAUUAAAUCUAAGUAUAACUCUGGAGCACUUCAUAUAAAAGAUAUUUUGUCACCUCUCUUUGGAACUCUUGUGUCUUCUGCCCAGUUUAACUAUUGCAUAGAUGUGGGAUGGCUCAUAAGACAGUAUCCACAGGAGUUCAGGAAAAAGCCUUUAUUAAUAGUCCACGGUGAGAAGAGAGAAUCCAAGGCUGAGCUGAUUGCACAGGCACGCCCAUAUGAAAAUGUUAGCCUUUGCCAGGCUAAGCUGGAUAUUGCCUUUGGGACCCACCACACGAAAAUGAUGUUGUUGUUAUAUGAAGAAGGUCUUCGAGUUGUGAUACACACAUCCAACCUCAUUGCUGAUGACUGGUACCAGAAAACUCAGGGAAUAUGGUUAAGUCCUCUAUAUCCAAGGCUACCUUCGGGAACUCCUGGUUCUUCUGGUGAAUCUGUAACCAAUUUUAAGUCUGACUUAAUAAGCUACUUGGUAUCUUACAAUUCUCCAUCUCUCAAAGAGUGGGUGGAUAUAAUCCAGGAACAUGAUCUUUCAGAGACAAAAGUAUAUCUGAUUGGAUCAACCCCAGGAAGAUACCAAGGCCCUCAAAAAGAAAAGUGGGGUCACUUUAGGCUCAGAAAGCUUUUGAAAGAGCAUGCAUCACCAAUACCAGCCCAAGAAUCUUGGCCUAUAAUAGGACAGUUUUCAAGUAUCGGAUCCAUGGGAGCUGACCAGUCCAAAUGGCUGUGUUCGGAAUUUCAGGAGAGCCUGGUUGCUUUAGGCAACAGAGCGAAGACUCUAGCGAGACAAGACAUUCCAGUCCAUUUGGUUUAUCCUACUGUGGACAAUGUGAGGCAAAGUUUGGAAGGAUACCCUGCUGGUGGCUCACUUCCCUACAGUAUGCAAACAGCACAGAAACAACUUUGGCUGCAUUCCUAUUUCCACAAAUGGUCAGCAGAGGUCUCAGGCCGAAGCCAUGCCAUGCCUCACAUUAAGACUUAUAUGAGGGCAUCUCCUGACUUCCAGAAGAUUGCAUGGUUUUUAGUUACCAGUGCCAAUCUUUCUAAAGCUGCUUGGGGAGCUUUGGAGAAAAAUGGCACCCAGCUGAUGAUCCGUUCCUAUGAGCUUGGAGUUCUUUUCCUGCCUUCAGCAUUUCAGUUGGAUACAGAUUACUUCCAUGUGAAGGAGAAUUUUUUUUCAGAAAAUCAAGAGUCAGUGGCAUCUUUUCCUGUUCCUUACGAUUUGCCUCUGGAACAGUAUGGAAGCAAAGACCGCCCAUGGAUUUGGAAUAUCCCCUACACCAAAGCACCGGAUACUCAUGGAAACAUGUGGGUUCCAUCAUGAAAGCUCCAAGCAAACUCUGAGAUUACAGCACCUGACACUUGAGCCUACUGUCAAGCUGUGAGACUGAUUCACUUCCGAUUUUAAGAUGUGAAAUUGUAUGUUGUUUAACCAAUUUUGUAUUUUGUAAACACAUCAAUAAUAUUAAAGAGUGCUUUGAGAGAGAAUGGGAAGUGGGAAUCCUUAGCGAAACUGUAGUCACAUUCCUAUUUAUGGACUUCCUAGAAAGUAGGGCAGUGUAUUUUUAAAUGCUGUUUUCUAUCCUCCUUUUGUGGUGGAGGUUACACUUUGAAAGGUGUUAAAAUGACAGUGUUAGAUAUAUUCAGAGGUUCCCACUGAUUUCAGUCAGAAUAUAUUCAUACCUGUUAGUAUUCUUCUAGACUGUUAUUGGGCCCUUGGUGAUGGCUAAAAGAGUUUUGUAUGCAUAAUUAAGUAAAAAGUGAAUAAAAGGCAUUUUUUUACACUUCCCAUCAAAAA